Messenger RNA from Vespa velutina, 429 nucleotides. Its product is annotated as cytochrome c oxidase assembly protein COX19. The transcript has a single exon. NCBI's taxonomy places the organism in Eukaryota, Metazoa, Arthropoda, Insecta, Hymenoptera, Vespidae. Bases 152 to 406 code for a protein of 84 amino acids. Gene Ontology annotation, biological process: mitochondrial respiratory chain complex IV assembly. Gene Ontology annotation, cellular component: mitochondrial intermembrane space. The record is from RefSeq and is a predicted model, not a curated record.
AUUGGAAAGGCUUUUACGUUGUUCGUGUUUUAAGUGAAUCUUAAGUGGGACAUUUUAGAGUUCUCUAUGUUCGUUCAUUGUACUUUCUUCUAAUUCUUUUCUCUCUUUCUCUCUUAUUUUUUUUUUUCCCCCAUGCGAUUAGAUCUAAAUUAUGUCCUCGUAUACGUUUGGGCAAAAAUCUUUCAAGCCAGUGCCACCCGAAAAGGGUAGUUUUCCUCUCGAUCAUGAAGGCUUCUGCAAACAAGUAAUGAUCGACUAUCUUAGAUGUCUAUUAGAACAUAAUAAUCAAAAUACAAUGUGCAGACAUAUUGCCAAGGAUUAUCUCGAUUGUCGAAUGGAUAAAAAUCUUAUGGCGCGUGAAGAUUGGUCGAAAUUAGGUUUUACCGAUGAAGUAAAAAAAACGUAACAGUUUCACGAAUAUUUGCUUGA